AUGGGAAUUGAUCGAAUAAUUAAUAUCGAGACUGCACCCACUCAAUUAAUCAUUUACACAACAAAAGAGGGUCCAUCGGAUCAACUCACAAUUAAGAUUGAAACGAAUCCAAGAAAUGAUCAAAACUCAACCAAUGAAUUUGUUGAUCCAAAGUUUGAGAUUUACGUUCAUCGGAAUGACGAGAGUGGAUCGAAAAAUACGGAAGGGGUAUUUGUGACGGCGAAAUGGUUAAGUGAAAAGAGAAUCGAGGGAUCAUCAUUGUUGAUUCAUGUUUUCGUGAAAUGUGAGCACACAAGUGCAGAUGAAAUCGUUGUGUUGAAAGAUUCGGCGACGGGGAUAACUAUUGAAAUUGCUAUGGAUCAUCGUUUGGAAAUCGAAGAUCUUGAUGGAAAUCAUCAAAUCAAAGCAAAUAUCAUGCCAUUGAAGUGCAGAGAAAUUUGUUGGGAUGUCACCUAUUUGAUGAAUGUUUUGGGACGAAAUUUCUCAAGAUCUUUCAAUCAAACAUGCGAUCAAAUCAAAGGGACAACUGCUACCACUUUUGUUCGACAAUUACAAUCAUAUGAGAUGAUCGAUCAUCAAUUAUUUGUGAAUACAAAAGUUCAUUCGGAGAGUGAAAGUGAUGAGGAGAAAGUGAAAUUGAUUGCAAAGAAUCUCAUCUCGACGUCGAGUGAACCACUUAUUCAAGAAUAUAGG
Molecule: messenger RNA, 693 nt
Organism: Mesorhabditis belari
Lineage: Eukaryota; Metazoa; Nematoda; Chromadorea; Rhabditida; Rhabditidae
Source: the annotation of a GenBank genome assembly